AUGGAGCUUACUCCUAGUCCCCCCCACCUGCUCCGCCUCCCCGACGAGCUGCUCCACCAGAUCUUCGGAUAUGCAGCCGGCGCUCUCAAGGACACUUUCGCUUGCCGAGGAUGGUACACCGCGCGCGAAAAGGUUUUCGCUGAUUGGUGCUUGCUGUGCCGACGUCUCUAUCCCAUCGCCAGAGCCUUUCUCUACGCCAACGUCGACGUUAACUGCGUGUUUUCUCCGUCCAGACAUGAAUGGUUGCUAGGCCAGCACCAGAGUUUCCAACGUUAUGCCACUCUUCGCCCCUUGGUUCGGAACCUGACUGUCCACUACGAAGGUCCCUCCAUCAACACCCUCCCUUAUGUUGCGACGGAUCUCAUCGCGUGGUGUACCCAUGUCAGGUCGUUCAGCCUGUCUGGGCUGGGUUCUGAUGACCAGGCGUGGAUGAUGCUCCGGCAGGGUUUGUUCAACUUCCAGACCUUGAUGGAGCUGUCGCUCGCUGAUCCAAGGAAAUUCAAUCUCGACCUCGAGUUGCUGCUGGGGACACUUGAUGAGUUGGCAUGCCCGCAGUUGACAACAUUAAGUCUGAACGGUAUUGGCAACCGUCGUCUGAGGGACCGGCCUAACUCACCGGGAGAACCGCUGACUGCGGCGCUUACCACUCUGAAGCUGCGAAACUUUCUGGCGACCCCCGCCGACCUGGAAGCGCUCGUGAGACGGCCUACUCGGUUACAGAACUUCGAGUUGCAGUAUACGUUUCCGGAGGCCUCCAGCUACGACCAAAAGGGUGCAUCCACGGAUUGGAGCUUGGCCACACUGCAACCAAUCCUAUCCAUUCAUAAGGCAUCCCUGCGGUCCAUCAAACUUAACCAUAUCAACCGUGGAGGUCUGGCUGGGUUUGAUAUGCGCGAUUUCGAGCGGCUAGAAAUGCUAAGCCUGUCAACUGCCACCGUAUGCUCUGCAAGCAGACUGUACGACUACGACGAGCAUGUCCUCGAUGUGCUUUUCGCCCCAAACCUUCGAGCUUUAGAACUCGACUUCGCGCGUGAGUACAAGAGCCAUACUUCCUUGGAUUCGUAUUCGCGGCGCGAGGGUCUGGAAGACUUUGACGAGGCCGAAGAAAGGUGGUUACAUACACUUGCCCAUAUGGCCAUUCGAAAGAGGUGCCCGCUGCGCGAGAUCAAGGUUAUAUUUCGACCCCGCCGGUAUGACGAGUCCCAGUCGGCGGCGCGGUACCCAUGGGACCGCAUGGAUGACCUCGAUGAGGAACUCCGACCGUACCGGAUCCGGAUAUGCUACAACACCCCGACAGUAAGCCGAGCAGAGUUCGAUGAAGUAAAUCGGAGACGGGUUUCAUUGUCAAUGCCGUACUCGGAUCGACUGCGCAUGCCCUCAGUUGCAACGACGUUGGAUACCGACCUGAUGUAG
Molecule: messenger RNA, 1413 nt
Organism: Aspergillus mulundensis
Lineage: Eukaryota; Fungi; Ascomycota; Eurotiomycetes; Eurotiales; Aspergillaceae
Exons: 2
Coding region: 1-1413 (470 amino acids)
Source: RefSeq, a predicted model, not a curated record